UUGGUGAACUAUACUAUUUUAAUUGUAAAAUAUAAUGCUUCAUGCAUUGAGAGGAGCCAGGUGAGGUGGCUUGGGCAUCUGGUCAGGAUGCCUCCCGGACGGCUCCCUGGGAAGGUGUUCGGGUCAUGUCCGACCUCAGGGAAGACCCAGGACACCUUGGAAAGACUAUGUCUCUCAACUGGCCUGGGAACACCUCGCCGGGAGGAGCUGGACGAAGUGGCCGGCGCGAGGGAAGUCUGGGCUUCCCUGCUUAGGCUGCUGCCCCGUGACCUGACCUCGGCAGAGGCCCUCCUGCAGGCAGCAAGCAAGCAGUCGGCUCCGGGCUGGCUGACAAUGGCGGCGCUGCUCCCACUCGGGCUCCACUGUGUGCCUCGCAGUAGGAAGCUGUCAGCCACUUGAGAGCCGUGCGGAGUCCGCGGAUAAGCGAUGGCGAUGGAGGACCAGCCUGACAGCACCGUGGCCGCCACUGCCGCCACCGCCGCCGAGAAGAGAGAGAGCGGGGCUUGCAUCGACAGGCAGCCGGACACGGCGCUCCACCAUCCAUCCGGGCUCAUCCACACUGGAGGUCGCGGUGGCCGUACUGCUGCAGCCGGAAUAAGGGUGCUAAAGCGUAACAUGAAGCGUAAUGGCAGUCGGGGCUGCAUGACGAGAAAGACCAGGUUUGGAUCCAGGGAACGAGACUGGCUGAAGAGUGACACCCAGCGGGGCUGUGUGUGCCUGUAUGGGGCCACUGUGGACCCCCAGCUACCUGCCUCUGGGCCCCAGGCCUCCUCCACCCCUCAGCCAGACCUGCAGCUGGUUCUGUGUUCCACCAGUACCACAGUGGAGGAGAUGUGUGUCCAGAGGGAUGGACAGGACCUCUAUGUUCAACUGCAUGGAGACCUGCUCAGGAGGCUGGAGCCCACAGAGCGGCCUCUCCAGAUGGUUUAUGACUAUCUGGCUGCCAUGGGCUAUGCAGACCCGGUGCGUGUGCAGCAGGAGGCAGCCAAUUCAGACCUCAGCUGCUUGAUCCGCUUCUACAGUGAGCGACCCGUGAAUGCCGACCAGCAGGAGCGCACCCUGCUGAAGGGCGUGUUCAGCGUCAGGAAGGGCAAGACACAGCUGCACAAGUGGGCCGAGCGGCAGGUCAUUCUCUGCGGAACUUGUCUCAUUGUGGCCUCCGUGAAAGACAGCCUGACAGGCAAGAUGCACAUCCUGCCUCUUGUGGGUGGAAAGGUGGAGGAGGUGAAGCGGAGACAACACUGUCUGAUGUUCAGCUCGGCAGGAUCGCAGGCUCAGACCUACUUUGUCAACUUUGACACACUGACCGACUACCAGCGAUGGCAUCGACAGGCAUCCAAAGUGGUGUCUCAGACCGUCAGUUUGGUAGACCUAUCCUGCUACAGUCUGGAGGCGCUGCCUGAGUAUCUGUUCUACAGCCAAGAUGUCACCCACCUCAACUUGCGACACAACUUCAUGAACCUGCCGGGGCCUGGAGGUCUGCUCCACCUCCCCAGGUUCUCUCAGUUGAAAAGCUUGAACUUGUCUCACAACCGUCUGGGUGUCUUUCCUGAAUGUGUAUGUGAGAUCCGCAACCUCACUGAGCUCAACCUUUCCUGCAACAACCUCCGCACUGUCCCCGUGCAGAUCGACAACCUCCAAAGUCUCCAGACUCUGUCUUUAGAUGGAAACCACCUAAGCUCUCUGCCUGCUGAGCUGGGUGGACUCUCCCAGCUCAGCAGUCUGGGGCUGUCCUUCAACGACUUCAAUCACAUCCCCGCUGUUCUGCAGAGACUGAGCGCUGUGGACAAAUUGUCCAUGGCUGGAAACCAAGUGGUGUGUCUGGAAGUGUGCACUCUGCUCUCUAUGGGCCACCUAAAACACAUUGACCUCAGGUUAAAUGGACUACGCUGUGUAAAAAGUGAGAGUCCAGAGCCAGUGAACCAGCUGACCCACUUGGACCUAAGGGACAACUGUUUGGACUCACUGGACCUCACUUCUGUGUGCAACCUGGAGACCCUCAGCUGUCAGCGCAAUCAGCUGAGAGCGCUGACGAUCAGCGGUUUCACCCUGCGCAUGCUUCACGCCAGCUACAACCGCCUUAGUACAGUCAGUGUUUACCCAGUCCCAAACCAGCUGACACAUUUGGAUUUAUCACAAAACCUUCUGGAGUACCUACCAGACUGGGUGUGUGACUGCAAGAAAAUAGAGAUGCUGGAUGUCACGGACAACCUCCUUUCUGAGCUUCCUUCCAGAUUGCUCAACAGCUUGAGUUUGAGAAAACUGCUGGCGGGGAACAACCACUUGCACAGAGUGCCUGACUUGCUGGACCACGUCCCCCUGGAAGUCCUGGACCUCCAGCACAACAAGCUAUCAGAACUCCCGGAGAGUCUCUUUUUCAAGGCCUUAAACCUAAAACAUUUAAAUGCGUCAGCCAACGCCUUGGAAAGUAUUCCUCCCAGUGGCCAAUCAGACGAGAGUCUCAGCACGCUGCAGGAGUUCUACCUGACGAGGAACAAACUCACUGAAGACUGUGGUGCUUUGUUGGUAGGACAUCACAACCUGAGGGUCCUGCAUAUCGCCUACAACCAGCUGCUGUCCUUCCCUGCCAGUAAACUGAGUAAGUUGGAGCUGCUGGAAGAGCUCAAUCUAAGUGGCAACCAGCUGAAGAGCAUCCCCUCCACAGUGUCCAGCUGUAAAAAACUGCAUACCCUCAUAGCACACUCCAAUCACAUUACGGUCUUCCCAGAGAUCCUCAACCUUCCAGAAAUCAAGCUUGUGGAUUUGAGCUAUAACCAGCUCACUGAGAUCCAAUUGCCCGACUCGCUGCCACCUACCCUGCAGGAGCUGGACUUGACAGGCAAUAGCAGCCUGAUGCUGGAACAUAAAACCCUUAAUCUGUUCAGUCACAUCACCACAUUGAAGUUGGACCAAAAAUCCACCACCACGGGAGAUUCACAAAACGCCUCCGCUCCUUGGAGCCAUGGCUACUCUGAAAUGAGAGGCCAAAGGAACAAGUUGUGUGUGUCCGUGCUGGCCAUAGACCGCCUUGGAGACAGUGUGGAAGCAUGUUAUGGUAUCUUUGAUGGCGACCGCAAUGAGGAAGUGCCUCGGCUGCUUCAGUGCACCAUGGGUGACGUGUUGUGCGAAGAAGUGCAACAUUCCAGUAUUGACAGUGUGUAUAUGAGCAAUACCUUCCUAACCUCACACAGGAAACUAGGUAUGGCCGGGCAGAAACUGGGUGCCUCCGCUUUGCUGUGUUAUAUUCACCAUGAGUCCUCAGAGCCAGGAGGCUACCUCAGUGUGACCGUGGCCAACGUGGGCACCUGCCAGGCGGUGCUGUGUCGGGACGGCCGACCCGUACCCCUCUCCAAGGUUUACAGCCUGGAGAACUGCACUGAGGAGAUGGAGAGAGUUAAACUCAACAAGGCCAUCGUUACGGAGGAUAACAAAGUAAGCGGUGUGACAUGCUGUUCCCGCCUUCUGGGCUGCUCUUAUCUGUCCCCCUGGGUGAUUCCGAAGCCCUGGGUGCACACGGAGCCGCUCUCUUCCCACGACGACUUCUUGAUCUUGGGGAAUCGAGCGCUGUUUGAGCGGGUCUCCUACCAGGAAGCUGUGUGCACCGUUCAGGCCGUGCGGGAUCCGCGUGCCGCUGCCAAGAAGCUUUGCUCGCUGGCUCAGAGCUAUGGCUGCAAGGAUAACAUUGGAGCUGUCGUUGUGGCAUUGAACAUUGCUGAGGACAGCUGUACCUGUGAGGCACCAGUCUACACCGCUGAAAUCCGGGGUCCUCCUCCUGUACCUUUGUCUGUGUCCAUGACGCCAGCCCCUAGCGACACAGCCACCCUGUCAUCCACUAGUGGUGUGGUCUCAGAGUUCAACAGUGAAACAUCAGCAUCAGAGCUGGGCAGCGAGGCGGGUUCCACUGCUUCUGAUGAACACCCAUCCUCAGGAGCCGCUCCCCGCCCAGAGAGACGGUGUAGCCUCCAUCCUAGCACGACUCUGUGUGGGAUCAUAGUCCCAUCCUCGGUUGGGCUAGUAAGCCACAUGGGUGUGUUCCAGCGGCAACCAUCCUGUGUCACAUUCUCCAGCAACCAUUCUGACAACGGCUUGGACAGUGACGACGAGACUCCUCUGGAGGGCGUCAUUUCCAAUGGCAGCAAGUUAGAAGUAGAGGUCGACAUUCACUGUUGUGCUUUCCAGCUGCGGUCAGGGGCCCCCGAGAGCACCAAGGACACUGACCUUGAGAAGCGAGGUUGCGAUUAUCCUAAUGGGAAGAUGCGCAGACAGAACAGCGUGGUGGUCUCUACAACAAACGGCUGCCUGUUGGCGGUUUGUGGAAGAGAGAUCGCCGACCUCAAAAAGUCACCUUCUACAUCGAGCUUAUUUGGGAAGAAGCUGUCCAAUGGUUCUGUGGUGGUCCCCGAGGACAGUCACAAUCUCAUCGAGGUGGCCCUGGAAGCUCCUAAGAAGAAGUCUGGUUAUUUCACUGCACCGGCGCAGCAGGACCCCGAGGACCAGCUGAUUGUGCCUCCUUGUCUGGAGCAGGAAGUACGGGAGCAGCUAAAAGGCCAGAGCCCUGUUGUCUCAGGCCCCUCUGCUACAUCCAUACCCGCUUCCUUGAAAGACUCAGGGUGCGAUCAACCCCACCCUCUUCCCUUUGCCCCCAACAUGGUGCCAGGUCCUGGAGCAACUCCCAUCAUAAAGCAGGAGGUGUAUGACACUGCCCUCUAAAAAGGCAACACAGCAAAAGUUGGCUGCAAUGCUGUUAUUGUGCCAUCCGAGGGAAGCAAAGGACGUGCUUCUCUUUCUAUUAUGCGACCAGGACUCCACUUUGUGAUGUAAUGUUGUGUGAAAUGAGACUGAAGCCUCCUUUUACGUGGAAAUUCUUAAAAUGGUAGAGCAUUUACAGGAUAGUGUUGAGUGCGGGUCAUAUUCUUCUUGAUAAAGUGCCUCUUGCAGACAACUCAGCCUCCCAUGUUCCCAGGCUACAUGGCUGUUUUAGAAUAGACCUUCUUACUUGCAAUGCAUUUGAACGAAGGACGGUGUGUCUUAGAGACCAACCCUGGCACUGCUACGCUUCAUCUUCCUGUGUCUUAUAUAGGGAACUCAAACAAUACAACCACCAUGCAUCACAUACUGUAUAACCACAUUUCCACUUAGUGAUACGGUUCAGUUCAGUUUACCAUAAUAUGGUUUGUUAACAGUAAAUACUGAUCAUGGGGAUGAUGAGGGCUUCCAUGUGUCUGGCUAUACACUCUUUUGGUACCGUUCCACUCUGGUUGGUACGCCAUACAGUGCAGUAUGGUAGGUUAUAGUAUCACACCGGGGGGAAUCCUCACUGGAUUUGUAGUUGUUUGUCACUUGUCAAAUACUGUAUCAUAAGCAAUUGGAGGACGCCUGUCGGGAUACGUUGUGGUUGUCGAGUAUCCAUUUCUCCUUUUUGGUACUCGUCACAACUUUUGACCAUGGUAACACAAAAAAGUCGCUUACCAAACUGUGCCGAUUGGUGGAAAGCAAACACUGAAGAUAACGGCCUCGCAGAAAACCAAUGGCAGGAUUUGAUUUUGCGUAGAGUCUUCUUCAUAGAAUGCACACUCCGAACAAGCGCGGGUGUUAAGAUUGUUCAUUCAUAUUCGGAGCAAUGCAUCCUGACUAUACAGUAGAUGUCAAAAAAAUAUAAAAUAGUAUGAAGUCAUUCAACUGCGCAAAGCUAACGUGAAGGUGAAAUUUGAUCACGCCGCAAUCUGCCAUGGUGUGUGUGCCUAUCUCCUUGGAAAGUAUGUAGGGACACGUUUUUCAUCAUUUUGUUGGUUGCUUGACCUAAAUUUCAGUCAAAUGAAUCUAUGGAGGCAUGAUAAUGAUGUGGCAUUUAGAAGGACAUGCAGUGUUUUAUGUUGUGUGUCUCUGCUGGUGCAAAUGCAAUAUAACAGCGCGUCUUUAAAGUGUGGCACAGUGAGACUCCCCUCAGAGAUACAAUUCUCCCUUAAACAUCCUUAAAAAAAACAUUUCCGGAGCAUCUUUUGUGCCUUUUUCGGCUGACUCCAGACUCUGUUUACUCACCCGCUGUAGGAACUAAAAUUAUGUGUAUUUUGCUUUCAAACAUCACUGAAAAAAGUUUUUUUCUUUAUUCUUCUUAAGCUGUUGUCCCCUUGAAGCCUUCGGCGCCUCACACUUUGACAACGGCUGCUAUAUGAUAGACAGAGAUGCAGCUCAUGCCCCUUUUUGGCAUAUUCUACGUGAUCAUUUGAAUUGUCAGAUGGAUGUGACUCCUUGUUCAUGGUGCCAAAAGAGAUUGAUGUGGCCAAAGUCAGGUAAUUGCACAUUCCAAUUCUGUCUUGUGUUGCCUUUUAUUGGUUGUGCAGUUGUGGCGUUCCAUAGUUUGACUUUUCAGUGUUCCCUUUUCGCUUUAAAGUGUCACUGCUCAGUAUUUGUUAGAAGGAAAAGGAGCCAUUGUUUGAACUCCACUCAAGUUGCGUUAUUGUCUCGGAAGCCUUAAUCGAUGUGUCUUUCUCUUGUUAAAGUUGUGUCUUCUUUUUGGAUUCAAUCGUAAAUAGGAAAGCACUUUGUACUAAGCUUAGUAUGUGAUAGAAUGUGGUCAUCAUACCGUGUGCUUGACUUAUGGUGAGGUCCAUACAGGAAGAAAGAAAGACAUUUGCAUUGUUUUACUCUAUCAUGCAUUUGCUUACAUAUGUCCUCCUUGUUUUCUUAUAUCAAUUGCAUUUAUUAUCCGUACAGCAUAUUUAUUAUUCUGUUCAUUUUAAAACAACACUAUUUGUAUUUUUAUGUGAUUUACAAGGUGGGUGCUGGAAUGAGGCAUGAGAAAUUUUAACCAGGGAGGGGUGGGGAAGAAGGAAACUGAAUUUAUUUAAAAACGCCACUCAAGCCCAACAGAACACAUCACUCCUGACUGGAUUUAUGGGCUUAUAUGACAUCUAUCUAAGAAAUAAAAAUAACAGCAAAACUAAUACUACACUAAUACAUUUGUUUCAUUUAUAAGCACUUUCCAGGACACUCUGUCACCUUACAAACACAUCAAAAACAAUCAAUGCAUUAGCAAAGGAAGCUGCAAUACUAACGUGAUACACAUAUUAUAUUACAGUAUGUACCAAAUCACACAGAUGUGGUUUUUUUUUAGGUAGUUUUUCAACGUGUGGAGAGAAUCGAUGCUACAUGAAGAUUACUGGUACAUAAAAAGAUUUCUUUUAAAAAUGGAGCGCAGUAAUAAACUCUUCUUUGGCUCUGCCUUUAGCCUGUUCUUCACCAUUAAUCACUACACGGCGCACACUGUUACGUGCAGUAUAUUGCCAUAUUUGCAGAACCUAAACUUACAAAAAUCUCUUUGUUAAUGUGUCUUGACACUGAUGAAUUGAAUGUAGAUGUGUGUAUGUGUGUGCGUGUGUGUCGUUUGUUCCUUAUCCAAUGCCUGGGCUGCAUUGCACAGCGAUACAUUCUCUGCUAUUAUAGUUAUAUACUUUUAUACAAGUAUCUCUGUGUCCCAGUCAGCACAUUUCCAUGACAAUGCGUGUGCAUGUACAUACUGUAUAUGGACUCUAUGUGUAGAUACAAGAGGGCACAGGGUCGUGGAGUACACAGUACAGUGCAUUGCUGACGAUAUUCCCUUUAAUUCUUUAGUGGAGCGGGUCCAUAGUAGUCUUAUUAAAGCCAUGUUGCACCGGAAUAAAAGACUGCAGUAUGAGCUGUUUUAAAUAUUGCAAAACCAAUGUAUUAAUGUUGCAAAAUGUCUUGUGUGUGUGUUUGUGUGUGUAAAAUGAAGCACAUGUGCACUAAGUGUAUGCAUGUUGUCGUGAAGACACUUGGGGUGUCAAUCAUGUGACCAAAGUGGCCAUUGCUCAGUCUCCGGGUUUCUUUAAUUACGUUAUUGUCUAGAAAGGCUCGAGUCUGUUUUGUUUUUUGCUAACGCCAAGAAGCUGAUGUUUAUUUUUGUAUACAUCAUUGCAAAUGAAUAAUUCCCUCUCCACUACAGAAUUUCAAUUGAUGGGGUCUCAUUCUGGUACUGAAUAGUACUAAAUAUAACUGUAUUUAAUGUUGAAAGCAUGCCCUCAAUGUCAAGAUAGAAGAAAUAUAUAUAUAUAUACAUAUAUAUAUAUAUAUAUAUAUACAAUAUAAUCAUUAUUUGUACACAAUGGAGCAUAUCUGGACUUUUGUUUUGUACUCUAGCAUGCAAAUUGCUGCUGCUGUUUGUUCAUUUUAGGAUUACUAAUUAGAGAAGACCUUCUGUUGAGAAAAAUGACUAAGAGAGAGUGAAAGAUGGCCGUUAUUUUAUUUACAAUGCUGCUAAGUAGCAAUAAAACUUUUUACUGUGAAUCUUUUUGUCUGACGUCAAACAUUUAAUGAUCAUUUCAUACUAAUAUCGUGCAUUUUUUGACAUUCGUAUGAGAAUUGGAUUGGUUGGUGGUUGUUUAUACGAAAAUACUGUAACCCUGAGCAAAAAUGGGUUUAGAGCUCUUGAAUACAAGCCGUUAAUCUGCCAUCUGUUGGUGAAACUCAGAAUGACAGCUCGAAGUAAUGGUUGCAGAAUUAAAAGUAUUUGUGGGUUUCC
Messenger RNA from Dunckerocampus dactyliophorus (ringed pipefish), 8539 nucleotides. RefSeq names its product PH domain and leucine rich repeat protein phosphatase 2 (gene phlpp2). Gene Ontology annotation, molecular function: protein binding. The record is from RefSeq and is a predicted model, not a curated record. The transcript has 20 exons. Lineage: Eukaryota; Metazoa; Chordata; Actinopteri; Syngnathiformes; Syngnathidae. The coding region runs from base 427 to 4710 and encodes 1427 amino acids.